GUGUGCGUGGGGAGCCAUGUCAGCUGUCAGCUGUGGUGGCGGCAGCAGCAGCAGUGUUGACACAGUGGAGAGCAGGAGGGGUGUAGGCCAGUGUCACCACCACACACACUCUGUCAUGUGAGUGCCACUCACACCAUCACAACACAGUCACCAUGGGGCCCUCCAGGCCUUCCACGGGCAUCACCAGCCCGGCUAAGAUGACCGCCAAUAUAUUUGUGUCCUUUAUAGGUGCAGGGAUGCUGGGACUUCCCUUUGCUUACAAAGAGGCUGGCAUUAUGGAAGGUGCACUGAUCAUGGCAGUGGUUGGUUAUCUCAGUGUAGCUGCCAUGCUUAUGCUUAUUGACUGCAAGUAUGCUAUUCUUACAUCAGGUGGCAGGGCUGGUGGUCGAUCAAUCAUUAUGGAUACAAAGAUUCCACUCAUUCCACCGGACUCAUCAGAUGAUGGGGAUGAAGAUGAUGAUGAGCGCCAUCCUCCCACCCCAUCAACAGAUCUGACCUAUGGGGAUGUAGGACUUUAUGCCCUCGGCCCAGGUGGCAAGAGACUAGUAGACAUAGCAAUUGUUGUGUCCCAAGUUGGGUUCUGCUGUGGGUACCUGAUAUAUUUGUGUAAAAAUCUUAAUGUAUAUUUACCAAGAAUUAGUCAGCGUUUAUGGGUGAUGCUCCUGAUACCACCCCUUUACUGCCUCACAUUACUCAGGCACCUUAAUAAGCUGGCUGUUUUCAGCUUAUUUGCACAGGUGUCAAAUGUACUGGCCUUGACUGUGGUAUUUUGGUUUGAUUUCUCUCAUUCAGAAGAAGUGCCUUUUACACCAAAGGAGUUUUCCAUGAAGGGGUUUCCAUUCUUCUUUGCAGUUUCUAUCUACUGCUAUGAGGGUGCAGGGAUGAUCCUUUCUUUGGAAGAGUCAAUGGCAGAGCACAAACGUGAUAAAUUUCGUUCCAUCUUUAUUUGCACUAUGACAGGGUUAACAAUGCUGUACAUAUCCUUUGGGGUGUCAGGCUAUGCAUCAUUUGGCCCACAUACGAUGGACAUAAUCACACUGAACCUUCCUCAUGGAAAUGGAACUGUAGACUUCGCAGCGAUGGUGAAAAUCUGCUUGGGUGUAUCUUUAUUCUUUACCUACCCCAUGAUGAUGUUUCCUGUAACGCACCUCUUGGACAAAACAUUUGGGUUUGCCAGUGCACCUUACAGAGGGAAUAUGAUGCGGAUGGUACUGGUGGUUAUGACCGGGUUGGUGGUGAACGCUGUCCCCAACUUUGCCAUUCUGAUGAGUUUGAUUGGUGCAACAUGCUGCACUCUUUUGGCCUUUAUCCUUCCAGCAGCUUUUCAUCUCUCAAUAUUCAAACAAAGAUUAACCAAGCGACAGAGGUACUUUGACAUAAUGCUGAUUGUGCUGGGUUCUUUCGGAUCUGUCGUUGGUCUGUGGGAUGCCCUCAACCGCAUGCAUGAAGGACACGAAUCAUUGCUUGAUGUCAAUGAAUUCUCAUCAGUAAAAAAUGCAACCUUGAAUAAUAUUCAUGCAGCAGUCUCUGUUGCUCCAGUUGAUUAUAUGAAGACUUUAUCUACUUCAGUGUUGUCAAGUAUUUCCACAGCAGAGGGCAAAUUUAAUGAGACUAAUAAAAGUGAAGGACUGACUAGGAAAAGUAUUCAAACUAAAACUCAGUCACAUAAUAAUACAGCAAUUGUAGCAAGAGAUAAAGCCAAACUGUUAGAGACAAAUGCCACGUCGACAUCAACUAGAGCAGCAGGUGUAAAAGUUUGGGUUAAGAGUAAUACUGCUCCAACCAGUGCUUCAUCCCAGCCAUCUGAUGUAGUCAAUACAUUAACUGCAUCAUUGAUUGCUCCAAAAGAGGCAAGUAGUGUACCAGUUUCUGACUCGCAGAUAAGUACUGGUGAAGAUCAUCAGGCAAAAACGGCGUCUGUACUGAAAACUUCAGGUGCUGUCCUUCCUACUAGUGAGGUUGCUCUAGAACCCUCACAUUUCAUUCCAAAUGACAGUAAUACUUGAACAGUGCUUAUGUAUACAAUGUUAAUAUGUUAAUAUUGUACAUAUGUUGUAAGAUAUCCAUGCUAUUAUGUUUGUAAUGUGAAAUAUUUUUCUGGUUCGUUAAAAACUUGCAUACUUGAGUACACAAUUGUUGUGGUAAAAUUCUCAAUUAGGUGUCAGGUUGAAGAAAAUGUUGUGCAAUACUAAUAUUGUGAUAUAAAGAAAUCAACACUUUAACUUUCCAUAAAAUUUAAUUUAUUGUACAAUAUAAUUUAAUUUAGAUUUUUUUAAGAUUAUCCCACUUUUUCUGGGGGAGCCUCUUCAUCUCCCAGGAGCUAUCCGGGCUGAUAUGAAUGUAUUUGACCGUGACAUCAGUCAAAGCGAAUGGAGUUCUUAGGCCUACCGGGGACGAUGAGCCAUAACCUGGUCCUCCCGGAGAGGCACGAGGACCAAUGGCCUAUAGAAAUCGCCCGUGUAGUUGGAAAUCAUUCUGUCUGCCAUCUACCAGGUCAGGCACCCAGAAAGGUAGGUGCCUCAAAACCAACCCUAUCUGGUUACAAAUUUGCUACUAAAAGCCGAACUGUUAGACAAGACUGCCCAAAUUAAAAUGAGCAUACAAGCAUGACGUCCCAACAAUUACCACGCUGUUGUCUGUGCAGCUCCCUCCUCCCCAGGAGGGGGGAAUGGGGAGCUCCAGACUUCCCGGACCGGCUAUCCACCCCUAGUUCUGAGGCUUAUGCGAGACCUGGCAGUCGUGCGACUCUGGUUCCAGACUUUGUCCAAUGUUGUGUCUUGUGGUGUAGUCCAGUCCUGUGGUGGUGUGUGAGCCAGGAGUAAUUUCACAAAUACUCAUGCUGCAAGAACCUAGGGUUACCUUCCCUAGGUGCCCUGUAAGUACUGCCCUUGUGGCUUGGAGUUACCUUCCACAAGUCGCUUGGGACCUACCUCUGCCAUGGUCUUUUGCUGCUCGGAGAUUGCCCACCCUUGAUGUCAGCUGGGAUGUUUCUUGCACCACUGUUUGCCUCUGGGAAGGAAGUAGCUUCAUCACUGGUAGGGGCACAAAAAUACUGUGCAGCUAGUUUUCACAUAAUACAGCAGCCGACUCUGUUCAGCCUGUGACGUACUUGUGAGAGGUUUUUCUUUUAUUUUUGUUUUCUGCCUGGUGGAGGGUGUGCCCCUUGGUGUUGUUGACCCUUAUACAUGUAUUCUUGGUGGUCCUUUGCUAGGUCCCCGUGUGUGUGCUCAUUACAGGGGUUCAGCAAUUUGUAGUUCGCUUGGUAGUUUGGGGCGCUGGUUAGCAGUACCUUGCCUGGGCUUCCCUUAGCAGUGUGUCAAAGGGCCCUGGAAAUCCCUACUGGAGCACAGUGGUCCAAUGGAUGCGUCCCCUGGGUUCCAGCUUGCUUUUUUUUAUAUUUUUUUUAGAUAUAUACUAGAGUUGUUACAUUCUUGUACAGCCACUAGUACGCGUAGCGUUUCGGGCAGGUCCCUGGAAUACGAUCCCCUGCCGCGAAGAAUCGUUUUUUCAU
Molecule: messenger RNA, 3511 nt
Organism: Procambarus clarkii (red swamp crayfish)
Lineage: Eukaryota; Metazoa; Arthropoda; Malacostraca; Decapoda; Cambaridae
Biological process (GO): amino acid transmembrane transport
Cellular component (GO): vacuolar membrane
Molecular function (GO): L-amino acid transmembrane transporter activity
Source: RefSeq, a predicted model, not a curated record